GGCAGCCCCGCGGGGGGGGCGGGAGGGGGGAACCGAAGGAGAACGGCAAACCCCAAAGCAUUCCGAGCUAAGAGCCGAGAUGCGCCGUCCGUAACCCGCAGAGCUAGGGCAGGUUGUUCGUUUGGCCAAACACCUGAGCAAUAAAGCACGACCGAACAAUUGAGAGCGGGAGGGCGGGCGGACGGGGCAGCGCAAAGUUUGCCGGAGUUGGGGUCUGCCGGGGGGGGCGGGCGCGAUGCCGCCCUGGCUGCUCGGUAGCCUCUGCUGCGUGCUGGCGGCGCGGGCGGCGCUGGGCGGCGACCCCGCGGGCGCGGAGGCGGCGGAGGAGGAGGAGGAGAAGCUGAUCCGGGUGCUGGUGCUGCUGCCGCAGGACGACGCCUACCUCUUCUCGCUGGGGCGGGUGCGGCCGGCCAUCGAGUACGCGGUGCGGAGCCUGCGGGAGAGCGGCGCCGGCCUGCCGCCCGGCUACGCCUUCCAGCUCACCUACGAGGACUCGGCGUGCGGCAACCGCGCCCUCUUCAGCCUGGUGGACAUGGUGGCCCUGCAGCGCCGCCGGCCCGACCUGCUGCUGGGGCCCGUCUGCGAGUACGCGGCGGCGCCGGUGGCGCGGCUGGCGGCUCACUGGGACGUGCCCAUGCUGUCGGCGGGGGCGCUGGCCGCCGGCUUCGGGGCCAAGGGCGGCGAGUACUCGCACCUCACCCGCGUGGCCCCCGCCUACGCCAAGAUGGGCGAGAUGCUGCUGGCCCUGUUCCGCCACCACCAGUGGAGCCGCGCCACGCUGCUCUACAGCGACAGCAACCCCGAGCGCAGCUGCUACUUCGCCAUGGAAGGCGUCCAUGUGGUCUUCCAGGAUGAAGCCUUCCACAUGGCCGUGCACAGCUUCGACGAGACCAGCCGCCACCUCGACAUCGAUGAUGUCGUUCGUGCCCUGCAGGCUGGCGAGAGGGUUGUAAUCAUGUGUGCCAGCGGUGACACAAUCAGGAACAUCAUGUUGGCUGCUCAUCGGCAAGGAAUGACCAAUGGGGACUAUGCUUUCUUCAAUAUUGAGCUCUUCAACAGCUCAUCAUAUGGAAAUGGCUCUUGGAGGAGAGGAGACAAGCAUGAUCUUGAAGCAAAGAAGGCAUACUCAUACCUCCAAACAAUCACACUGCUGAGGACUGUGAAGCCUGAGUUUGAGAAGUUUUCCCUAGAAGUGAAAAGUUCUGUUCAGAAGCAAGGUCUGCAUGAGGAUGACUAUGUGAACAUGUUUGUGGAAGGAUUCCACGAUGCUAUUCUUCUUUAUGCUCUGGCUUUGCAGGAGGUCCUGAAGUUUGGUUUCAGUAAGAAAGAUGGGGAAAAAAUUGUUCAGCAAACACGUAAUAGAACAUAUGAAGGCAUUGCAGGGCAGGUGUCCAUUGAUGCCAAUGGGGACAGAUACGGGGAUUUCUCAGUGAUUGCAAUGACAGACCCAGAGACUGGCACACAGGAGGUGAUCGGAGACUACUAUGGAAAGCAGGGGCGUUUUGAGAUUCGAUCAAAUGUAAAAUAUCCUUGGAAUCACGGCAGGCUGAGAAUAGAUGAAAGCCGAGUUUCGGAACACACAAACAAUACACCAUGUAAAUCAUCAGGUGGUCUAGGAGAAUCCGCAGUUACAGGAAUCGUUGUGGGUGCCUUACUUGGAGCAGGAUUGCUAAUGGCUUUCUACUUUUUCAGAAAGAAGUACAGAAUAACUAUUGAGAGACGAACUCAACAGGAGGACUGUAACAUGGGGAAACAUCGGCAGUUACGCGAAGACUCCAUUAGAUCUCAUUUCUCUGCCGCGUAAAGAAGACAAAUAAUCCCAUUCUUCCUGGGGGGGAGGAAAAAAAAAGGAAAAAAAAAAAAAAAAAGAAUUAGGGGAAUGGGCACAACCAAAGACAUCAGUGUAAGAAGAAGAGGCUCUUGAGGAACUCACACUUUUAAGCAGUAAUUUUGUCUUAAUUUUUUUUUUCAGAAGCUCAGGAAUGAUUUACUAAUCACAUUAUGCCGCAUGGCCUUUCAUCUCAUGAACAAAAAUGACGCAGUUUGAUGUUAUAGGAUGUACUUAAUAUGUAAAGACAAUAUUUGUUAAUCAUGUAUUACAAACAGCAGAUAUGUGUUUAAUUGAUGGGGAUUCCGCAUUCUGUUUCCCGUUUUUUUUUAGCUCCUUCCGCCGCCCUCCUUAGUUGCACCUCACUCGUGGGUAUCAAAUACAGAUUUGCAGACACAAAUGCUGGUUUGCUGUCAAAAUGAAAGAGUCGGUUAAUGUGGGGUAUGAUCCUGCAUCACUGAUUUGUUGUGCCUGACUAUGGGAAAUGCAGGAUUGCACCUAUGGAGUUCGGUCCUGAGAGGGAGCUGGUACUUUGGAUGUAAUGAACUCUGUUGACAAUCAGGGAGGUGGAAACACUCAUGAAUCGUUCUUCCCUUGUUUGUGUAGCAUUAGGAAAAGUACUGAUUCUCCCUUUUAUGUACUGGGAGUUUAGAAAAACUCCAGGAAGGAUGUGGAGUUUCCCUGGUAUGAAGUAGUGAAAGAGAAGAGGCCUCCAGAGCAGAUGGGCUACUUCCGCAGUCUUAUAUUUGGUUUUAUUGUGCUCUUUUCUCUCCACUGCCAUCACCUUUCAGAGAGGCAAACACAGUCCAUGUGGGACCUGUUCCUGUUCCCAAUGAAGUUAGUGGCAAAAUCCCAUUGACUUCAGUGAGCACAGUAUUGCAUCCAAAAUAUGUAAAUACAAAGGAGUUUGUAUAGCUGAGACAGUUCAAAAGAGGGUCUUUUUUGUGUGUAAAAAUGACAUUAAUGCUACCAUUUUAGUUUUAGGAUAUUUUUUAUCUUGUAUUUUUCUAUUAAAAUAUCUAUUUUUGCUUUGUUAGGAUUAAAACUUAAGGGGGAUAAUGUUUUGAGGACAUAUUUUUUAUGAUAAGGGUAACAUGCAGGGAAAGUCAGCAACGGUAUAUGCAUUUUAGAACCAAUAGUUAGGGGAGAAGAAGUGACUUUAUGGAUAGCAACAAACUUUUUAACCCCUUUCUUCUCCAGGCAUAUGUGUCCUGCAUACAGUUAUUUAAACAAUAUGAUUGCAGUUACCAGAUUGCUUAUACAGUGAUGACACUGAUCCUGAAGAUAAUGAACUAUGUGUGUUAAAUAGUCCCGCAUUAGUCAGUGAGACCAAAUUCACCUUUGUAUGAUUAAACACACUAUCUUCAGGAAUCAGGAUGGUAAAACACUACUCUAUGACUGAAUUUAAUCUCGCUGCCAUUAGUAUGCUUGGGAACUUUGCCAUUGACUUUACCAAGAGCAAAACUGAAUCUGUGAUGAAUUAGCUACUGACAGGUUAUUUCAUGUUAGACAGAUGAGAGGUCUUUCUAGUCAAGAAACGGAAAUGAACAGCACGUAACAUAAGUGAUGAAGAUGACCUGUAAAAAUACUGCCUGUGAGAAAACCCAGCUAUGACUAUGAUUGUAAUGCGUGAAAUCCUCUGGCUUAUCUUAUUCUGAUUUCAUAAGCAGAACUUUUCUGCUCAUGAGUCUCAGGAGUCUCAGGAGUCAUAGUCAGACUUUACACAAUUGCUGUUCUCAAAACUGGCACCACAGCCUGUGUUCUACAAAACUUUUGUAUUCUUGAGAAGCCAGAGUGAAAAUUCAGAGAAACCAUUUUGCCAUGGCUGGAAGUGAACGAAGAGCAAAAACUGGCUUUGGUUCCUUUCUGCUGUCUUUCGUUGGUGGGGAAACGCUCUGUGGAAUAAUAUAUUGGACUGUUUUUGCUACUUCUUUCACUGCACUAUCUUUUAGCAUAUGCAGUGGUCAGCACCUGCUUGCUGAUGAUCAGGAGAGCAGAAGGAUCAGUGAUGGCCAUAAACUGGGUAGAUUUUAGGAUUUUAGGCAUCUGUAGGAUUUCCUAUAAUAGCCAUUAUUCGCAUGGUAGAUUUAUAUCAUCCCAUUUUCCAUUUAAAGCCUGUAUGACUUCUUCAAAGGAAUGAUACCCAAAGUAACACUGAGGCUAAUGGGCAGUUUUCUGAAGUAGACUCCUUGUCUCAGGGGCACCAUAGAUGGGUGUAGGCUGGAACAGCAUUCAUACCGUCAUAGAGUGGGAGAGAAAAAGACUUCCUGAUUCAUUUCUGGAAGUUUUUUUAAAGUAAUUGAGUUAAUAUAGUCAGUGGGAAUGGUUUUGUUUGUUUGUAGUCCUUGGUUGGUUGGUUGGAUUUAAAGAAAAAAAAAAGCUAAUUUCAGAGAUAACUUUGAUCUGCUUUUGUUUUGCAAGUAAGCCCUUAAUUGUUUUAAUUUCUUUUAUCCUUUAGACUACUUUGCCAUAGCUAAACUGAAGGAAAAAAUUUAAUCAUGUAUAGAAAAAGGGUAAGUUGGUGCACAGCUGUGAAUUUUUCCCACAGAAGCGUGGAGAUCGUGUGAGGUGUUUCACAUAAGUACAUUCCUCUAUAGCAUAAACAAACUUGCCCUUCGUAGCUGCCCUCCACAGGCCUCAUGCUAAUCCUUCACAGGUCUUCCAAGAACCACAGAUGAAAAACUGCUUUGAGUUUACAUUAUUCAUCAGAGGUUCUUUACUAUCUAAUGCCCUUUUCCUUUUUGGUUCAUAUGCGUUAGCUCAGUGCCACAACAUUUAGGCUUUAAACUCGGUAAGGAAAUGUUAAAGUAAUAAUAAUUGAUUCUCCAAAGAGUUUUCAAAACCCACACUUUUGGCUUCAAUAAAUUACCUGUGCUUCAAAUACACAUUACAGAGCAGCACAAGGAGGGCCUUGAUUCAGCCUACACAUCAGAACACAUGAAACAUGCUUGACUUCAGCUUGUAAGUGCUUUACUCACUUGGGACCAAAGGAUAUCAUACUUGCCACGGCCAAACCCAAGGGAAUCUUGCCUUGUGCUUGAAUUGGAGCAAAGCUGGCCACAGAGUCUGUAUCUUUAUUUUGAAAUCUCAUAGCUAUGCCUAUAAGCGGUGAAACUGAACUGGUGGCUGCAUGGCUUGGUCAGUGGCAAAUUCUGAUAAUUUAGUAUUUCAUUAAAUUAUGAAAUAUAAAGUCAGCUUAAUAGCUGAUAUGCCUCAAAAUUCUUUUCCGGAGAGUAAGAAGGACAAAUCAUUUGACUCCACUCCCUUACUUUUAGCGUGUAUACUUCCACUGGAAGUUGGCUGUUGAAGCAUACUCUACAACAGAGAAAGGUGAAGCAAAACUUUCAGUAGGACCUGUGGUUUAGCGUGCUGAGACCCACAUCUUUAGUCAGAUGCUUCGUGCUUUGAUGUGGACCUUAGGUAGUUUGAGAAGUUUUGUUUGUGGACAGUUUGUGUGCCCAGAGCUGUCUGUGACUGUCAUCACAACCACUGAAUUACCAGUUCCUUCUGUGAUGUGCUUCACUGAGAACAUUCAACCAGUGCUAAAAACUGCAAUAGGAAUGUUGCACAUUUUGCAGGAUUGUGGCCAGAAUUCGGCUUAUUGAGGAGUUGCAUUCAUUCAUUUUUGAAAAUAAAUUUUAUUGAUGUUUUCAGUUUGUUUUUUAAGAAAUGCUUAAUUGCAUAAUUGAAAGUAUUUACUAGGGUUUUAAUGGAGAAUUAUUAAGGUGUAGUUAAUACAUCAGUAUUAUUAGAUUAAAUAAGAAUGUGCUCCAUGACAGCGUGUUCUAGUGGCAGGCUGAUCUGUCUUUCAUUUUUGGGCUUUGGAAAUCCAUUCACUCUCUCCUUAAGCAAAAGAAAGAAAACCUCUCAUUGAUUCAGGAGAAGCAAACUCAGGCCCUCACUGAAGUGUCUUCAGGCUUUAAACUCAGCAUCUUGAAGCAGUUCAGAGUUAAUUUCUCAGCUUUGCAGUAGAACAGGCUGCAUCAGCCUUAGCUGACCUUGGCUCCAGCGCGAUUUUCACCUCAUGAAUGCCAUAACGCUCCUGGAAAGCUAAGAAUAGACAUCAAAGACAGGAAGCUAAUAGUCCUGGUCGUAAAUUUCUUUGGCAAUUCAGUCCACCUUUUCCGGAGCUCAAGACAGUUCCACAUCCUUCACUACCCUCCUCUGUGCUUCAGAGUAGCCAUGUAGCCAUUCUGUUUCUUUAAAUAAAGAAGUUGAGGUUUUUUGCUCAUUUUCUCCCAGAGUGGAAUGAACACUGAAUUCCCUUGAAUUCCCUACUUUUUAAUGCCUUUUUCUCCAGAUUCAGAAGUACUCUGAAAAGAGACGGCUACUUUCCAUCGCGUAACCAGACCUGCUCCCAAUUCCCUGGGAGGUGGCUCUUCUGUAAUUUUGGUCCAUGCUUGUUGUCUUGCUGUUAAACCGCCUGCACACCUUGCACUGGCCAUGCCAGCCAGCUUCUGUUAGAGAGCUGGAGCCAGAAUUGCCUGAUGUUGCCUGUCAAGUAAACAAAGUUGAAAAAUUGGAUUAGCUAAAAACUUUAUGGGUUUAAGUGGAAUUUUGAGGCUGGCAUCCUUUUAAGAACAUCCAAGGCUGGCACUGCGAAUUGAAGGCAGUGAUUCCUCGGCACUCUUGUGCUGCAGGGCUGAGCUCACAGGAAGCACAAGUGGUCCAGGCAUGAGCAGAUUAUGUCAGGUGUUGUGAGCAACAGUUUUUACCCUAGUAAUCAUUGCUAAAAAUGACACUAAAUAUAUCAACUUGCCUGUGGGGCAGAUGGAAGCAGAUAGAGAUAUUUCCAGUGGUACGUUACUGUUUCUGUAGGUCAGGAACAUGUCCUAGUUACUUCUCUACAGCAGUGAAUGAUGAAGGGACACUUUCUGUGGCACAUCCUUUUCGGGAGGCAGCAUUGGCCCUUUUUAGAAACAAAGGUGACCAGAAGUUACAUUUUGGAAUAUAUUUUGAAGACGUGAUGGAAAAAGCUUUGCUUUCAGAUGCUCUGUGUGUACUCCCUUCCUCCCCACCUUUCUUCCUUGAUGUUGAAAGCACAAAAUGAUUUGUUUGAGUGUGUGAAAUCUUUCAAGUGGAAGGAUGGAAAUGUGUGCACUGUUCCCAUCUCUGGUUAGAGGGAGAAAUGAGUUCUGACUGCUUCAGACCUGUUUUGUUUUUUGUUUUUUGGUUUUUUUUCCAUUCUCAGAUACCUUUUAACAUCCUAACUUAGACUGAUGAAAAAUGAUUAACAAAGUUAAAACAGGUAGCUGUUUCUGAGAGACCUCAGACCUGGCUGUCUACAGGGGUCAACAAGCUGUUCUGAUUUGUUCAUGUCUUUUCUCUUCUGGAGGAUGACAGGAAGAAUAAGAACUUCAGCUUACCCCAGUAAACCCUUAAGUCUGGCAUGACUCUCUCCUUGCAUCUCUCCCCUUACCUCACUAAUAAAAGAAGAAAGGAUAAAGGUUAAUAUUGGAGUUUUUAAAAGGUCAAGGCUGGUUUUGAUUGAGACAAUAACGCUGCCAUGGCUUUGAGGCUUUUUUGGGCUCAUGUUUAGUUAUGUCCAGUGUAUCAUUACAUAGACUGUUUUAUUAUGCUAUUACUUCUUCCAGAAUUUACCUUUCAGAAUGCCUCUUAACAGACAUACAUCAAAUUUAUAACAUACAGAACUAGCUUUCAGAAGGAGAGGCUUAGAGUUCAUUCAAAAUCUCUCACUAACCACUAACUUAAUAUCCUGCAUCAAAGGCAAAAUAUUCUCAAUAAUAUGACACUGUUAAAAUGUGUAUGUUAAGCUGUAGUACUUCAUAAAAUCUUACGUGGACUCAUUAGGUGUUAUAUUUUGGAAAGGUUAAAAUCCACUCGGUGUAAACUGUUGCUUGGUGUUACUGUCAUGUGAAUGUUUCUAGAGGACACUUGAGCACACAAAGAACUGUACCAAAAAGGGUAUUUUAAAGUGAUCUCGUUUUAAUGGUUUCUUUCAUAAUCUCAGCUGGUAUGCACAAGGAACAUACAAUUCUUCCCCCUCAAACUAUGAUCAGGUGUCUUGCUAUUGAUAUGCGAAACCUUCAGCAGGGAUAAACAACACCGCUAUGUUGAUUCAUGCUUGUUGAUGGUCUGGACUUCUCUUCCUCUGUGAAAUAUGCAGUGUGACAAUGGAAGAAGCCACACUAAAAGGUCAAUAUCGUGGUUCCUAAUUCAUGGCCAGUUAUCCUGGUGCCGCAUAAGGUGAUAAACAUGUCCUCUUUUAUUUGGUAUAUCCCUUAUGUAGUUUUGUGGCAGAUAAUGCAAUGAAUUCUGCAGUAUAGGAUGCGGAGGUUGAAAAUAUCUGUUGUGGAUAUAGGGGAAAUACUCAGGAAUUGAUUAUUCUCCCAUGCUGAUAUUAUUGACUGUACUGAGCGGGAUCAAGCUCUGUCUGCACAGCACACUGUUUAUUGUUUAGUAACUGAUUUUUAGAGGCCCAACAGAAAGCUUGUUUGCAUUUUAAAUCCCUAUUACCUAACAUUUAAAUGGGAUUGAAGGGAUACAUAGGACCUGGCCAGGUUGUAUAUCAUGCUUGUAGGCAGAUACAUGUAAGUAAAAGUAUCUUCCUUGCUUUGCAGGUCUGAAAGUGCUGAGAUAACAUCAUAGAUAUAGAAAGGCAGGAUGAAAGCAGUGGGUAGAAUUUGCUGUGUUUCUUGUGCAUAAGGUGUAAUUAUCACAAAACAAAGAGGACUCAGGAUAGACACUGUGGACGUUAUCUUUGUCCCCUAUUUUGGGUGAUACUGUUCAUUAUUAAUGUAAAAAUACUGGACAACAGAGAAACCUAUUAUCAGUCUAGUAGAAAACGAAUGGAAAGCUGCACAGUAUAUUGUACUGAUGUAAGUAGAACUAUCUGCAUAUAAUGUGAUUUUAUUUAUUGUUGUUUUUGUGUAGAGAAGAGUGAGUAUUCAUGACUGUGGAUAUAACCUUUGUUUAUUUGUGUAAUGUAUUUUAUUUCUUUUACAACUUGGUCAUUUAAAAUACCUACAUUCAUUGGUGUCCUUUGACUUUUUAUUACGUGCAUUUUCUUUUACACACUUUAAAAAUGCAGUAUCACAUACCUAAAUUGUAACAAAAUGUUGCCAUUAAAGAAAUAGGAAUAUGAUAUCA
Molecule: messenger RNA, 8938 nt
Organism: Coturnix japonica (Japanese quail)
Lineage: Eukaryota; Metazoa; Chordata; Aves; Galliformes; Phasianidae
Gene: NPR3
Product: natriuretic peptide receptor 3
Biological process (GO): signal transduction
Cellular component (GO): membrane
Molecular function (GO): peptide hormone binding; natriuretic peptide receptor activity
Source: RefSeq, a predicted model, not a curated record